AUGCAGUGAUAUGUUAUCUACCUGCUUUCAAGAGGGGUUGGUGCAUGAAAGGAGAGAGCUCUGCUGUUUGUUGACGGUGUCAGAUGAAAGGAGAGAGCUCUGCUGUUUGUUGACGGUGUCAGAUGAAAGGAGAGAGCUCUGCUGUUUGUUGACGGUGUCAGAUGGUGAUGGAUGAUAUCCGACACCACUACAACAACGUCUGGACAGCUAUACAGUGCAGGCAGUUUUCUGCAAGUGAAUAAGUGACUGGACUCAAAGGUCAACUGAACACAGCAGCAACAUGAGAGAUUACGAUGGAAUCACAGCUUUCUUGGGAACAUGGGGACCCUUUCAGCGGACAAUCUUCUUGGCAUUGGCCAUCAGUAUCCUGCCCAAUGGGUUUACUGGUAUUUAUAUAGUGUUUGUAGGUGAUACACCGCCACAUGAAUGCUAUGUUCCUGAGGAGUAUAAUAUCAGUGAGAUGUGGAGAAAUGUGACCAUCCCAAUGGAGACAAUAAAUGGUGCGUCGCAGCAUAGCUCUUGCUCAAGGCUCAAAGUGGAGACAGUUAGAAACUACUCUAGCCUAAAUAUCAUUCCAAAUGUGGAUGUCAACGUGAGUGAAAUUGAGCUGGAAAGUUGCUUGGAUGGUUGGAAAUACAGCAAAGACAUCUACCAGUCAACAUUCGUCACUGAGUGGGAUGUGGUGUGUGAUAAUGCAUACAAAGUUCCCUUGACCACUUCAAUUCACUACUUUGGUGCGCUGGUGGGAACGUUCAUCUCUGGCCAGCUGUCUGACAGGUUUGGAAGAAAGCCAGCACUCUUUACUAUGAUGAUAAUCCAGAGUGUGGCCACUUUCGCACAAAUAUUCUCCCCAAACUGGCAGGCAUUCACUAUUUUUUUCUUCUUUGCUGGUGCUGGAUCAGUCUCAAACUACGUCAUAGCAUAUGUUCUUGGGACAGAAAUACUGAGCCCUGGAGCUCGUUUGGUAUUCUGCUCUCUUGGAGUGUUCCUGAGCUCUGCGAUUGGCUACAUGUUCAUGCCGGCUGUGGCAUACUUCAUCCGUGAUUGGAGGUGGUUGCUGGUUCCCAUGACAGGCUCUGGAAUAAUAUGCCUCCCGCUAUGGUGGUUCAUCCCAGAGUCCCCCAGAUGGCUGCUCUCUCAGGGAAGAGUGGAGGAGGCUGAGGCCAUACUGAGAGAUGCUGCCAGAAGGAACAGAGUUGAAGCACCAGAGGUCAUCUUCACUCCCUCAGAGGUAGAAGAUGCUCUGGCCAUGAAGGACAAGAAACACAACAUUCUGGAUGUCAUGAGGAGCAGCAAUGUGCUUUCAAUAAUAAUUCUGUGUUCCCUUCUGUGGAUUAUUAUCACAUGUGGCUACUUCGCCCUGAUUUUGAACACCUCCAACCUCAGUGGAAAUCCCUAUAUCAACUGCUUCCUGUCUGGAGCUGCAGAAGUGCCAGCCUAUUUCAUUGCCCUGUUGCUGCUCAGAUACUGUUCCAGACAGUUUUGCCAGUCCUCCACUCUUUUCCUAGGGGGAGCUGUUAUUCUCUUCAUUAACAUGGUCCCAACAGAUCUCCCAGGAGUGGCUAUCUUCCUGGAGAUGGUGGGGAAGUUUGGCUUCACGGCAGCGUUCUGUGUAGUGUACGCAGUCACGUCGGAGCUCUUCCCCACCGUGGUGAGGAACAUGGCCAUGGGGACGUGCUCCAUGGCAGCACGCAUCGGAACCAUCAUCUCACCCUUCAUCAUCUACCUCGGAAAUUACUACAAGUACCUACCAUACAUAUUGAUUGGUAGCUUUGCAAUACUUGGGGGUCUGUUCUGCUUCAUUUUACCUGAGAGUUACGGCAAGGUUUUGCCAGAGACCAUCUUACAGAUGCAGCAUAUCAAAGGGUGUCGAUGCAACACAGACCAAGACACCGAAAACGUAGAUAGCAAAUCAGAGUAUAGGAAGGAAUCUAAAUUGUAAAUCUUGUACUUUUUCUUCUAAGCUGACAUAUGGAAUUGUUUGAACAUGGUCAAACCAUGGAUCAUUUAGCUAUUUGAUUUUGAAUUUUAGGACCCCUUUAGGUAUAAAAGAAUAUACUGUAUAUAAAAAAGUUAGUUGAUAAAAUAUUGAAUUUGGCCUUUACUACUCUAGCCCAUAGAAACACAUUGAAUAACACAUUCAUAAAUGGCAAAAAAGACUGUAAAAAAAUAAAUAAUAAGGAAUAAGGUUUUGAAGUGUCUGUCCUAUAUCUAGGAGAUAUAAGAAAGCUCAGGAAAUAUUUGUUUUUUUGGACACAUAUUUAACCCCUUAUUUUUGUUGGCCCAAAACAACCUCCAUACUUCCAUUCAUUUGUAUGGGUCACUAGUCCCGUAAAGCAAAACGGAGAACACCAUCAUGUUCAUGAGAGUCCCCUUUCCACAGUCAUACAGUAUAAGCUUGUAGCCCAAACGGUUCGGACGCUACAGAGAGAAGUUGGCACAUCAGCAUUACCGAAUUCAGAUGAGUCAUGUGGAGCUUGUGGGGGUCAUAGAGAAAGAUGGAGAACCAGCGUGUUUGUGAGACUUUUUCGUGAGAAGACCGAUUUUCAGGAUGUAUCAAGGUCUGACAAACACUGCUGUAGCUCGGCCAUCUUCCUCUGCAGAUGCGGAAGGACAACAUAGCCUGAUGUUGAGGAUUGAGAAACAGCCCAAUGCAAAAUACAUACAGUAUCUGUAGCAUAAACUGACAGAUUUUGAUGGGGAUUAUUAUGUAACUUCGAUUGAUGCACAGGUGCAUCAAAAGACUGUUAAGGAUUUUUAUAUGAAUGUACUGUACACCUAAACUUCAUACAACUAGCAAAAUGAAUGGUUAAGUUACAAAACUUAUCACAGCAUUUGGACAUUAAUCGUGUAGAGGUUAAAAGAUAAAGACAAGUUCCUAUUGAA
Molecule: messenger RNA, 2886 nt
Organism: Salmo salar (Atlantic salmon)
Lineage: Eukaryota; Metazoa; Chordata; Actinopteri; Salmoniformes; Salmonidae
Product: solute carrier family 22 member 4
Biological process (GO): transmembrane transport
Cellular component (GO): membrane
Molecular function (GO): transmembrane transporter activity
Source: RefSeq, a predicted model, not a curated record